Hevea brasiliensis (rubber tree) is the source of this 378-nucleotide messenger RNA. RefSeq names its product protein PELPK1. The transcript has a single exon. Lineage: Eukaryota; Viridiplantae; Streptophyta; Magnoliopsida; Malpighiales; Euphorbiaceae. Bases 1 to 378 code for a protein of 125 amino acids. The record is from RefSeq and is a predicted model, not a curated record.
AUGGAAAAUCUUCCUUCCCCACGUUUCAUCUUUCUGCUCUCACUCGUCACUCUGUCAAUCAAUGUAGAUGCACGACAUCUUCUAGAGGUAAUAUUGCCUGAGCUUCCCAAGCCUGAAUUACCUGAGCUGCCACCACUUCCUAAGUUUGAGCUUCCAUCAUUACCUGAACUUCCAACCUUGCCUAAACCUGAAAUUCCCACUCUUCCAAAACCUGAAUUGCCUGAGUUGCCCAAGCCUGAAGUGCCCAAAUUGCCUGAAUUACCAAAACCUGAACUGCCAACUUUUCCCCACUUGCCUGAGUUGCCAAAGCCCACAUUCCCUGCUAUUCCCACAAUACCCAAGGACACCAAACCUCUUCAGUCAGCUACUAGUCCUUAA